Molecule: messenger RNA, 712 nt
Organism: Brassica napus (rape)
Lineage: Eukaryota; Viridiplantae; Streptophyta; Magnoliopsida; Brassicales; Brassicaceae
Exons: 2
Coding region: 203-352 (49 amino acids)
Source: RefSeq, a predicted model, not a curated record
AGUUCACGAAUUGUAAAAGAUUAAGUACAUGUUUGUCUGUAUCCAUGACUCUUCUUCAGGUCAGGCUAUAUGUUUCCCACACGCUACCUGCUCAUUAUAUAUACACCUUAUGAGUUAUGUUGUCAUUUAUACUUGGUACAAAACCACAUAUUACAUAACAGAAUAAAUUUCACCUACGACACCACCAUCAAGACAGAAUAAAAUGAAGGGAAAUUUGUGGUUGGUUGCUUUGUUUUUGGUUCUCUCUUUGGUGAUUUCAUCUUAUGCAGCUUCAACUCAGCCAUACCAAUUCCGCAAACUUUUGAAUAUAGAAGCAUCACCUAGUAAGUCAGGAUCUGCGGGCCAUCACUAAUGCUGUUAGCAAGGCGAAAGUAUCGGGAGAUGAAGCAUGAGAGCUGCCGUCUAUGGAUCGUGGAUGUUGGAUUGACAUGUAUGCGCAUUUGGAUGUAUGAAGAGUUUCAAUUGAACUCUUCAUACCCGGACUAUAGAAGGAUUAGUAAUUUACAUAUUGUUUGGUCAAAUGUUUGAAAGUUGAAGUCUAACUGUGAAAGCAGAGGAGGAAAACUCCAAUUAAUAACUUUUGAUCAACUCCAAAAGCUGUGUAAUUUCCCGGCUGCAUAAUCCUAUAGUAAUUUAUGUUGGUCAUGGAACAUGCGCGAGUCUAUAUCUAACAAAAACAAAAAAUGGAGAAAAGGUGUUAGUUAAUUCAACG